This is a messenger RNA of Notolabrus celidotus (New Zealand spotty), 2026 nucleotides long. It is a transcript of the gene tab1, whose product is annotated as TGF-beta activated kinase 1/MAP3K7 binding protein 1. The transcript is spliced from 11 exons. Lineage: Eukaryota; Metazoa; Chordata; Actinopteri; Labriformes; Labridae. The record is from RefSeq and is a predicted model, not a curated record. The coding region runs from base 39 to 1556 and encodes 505 amino acids. Gene Ontology annotation, biological process: protein dephosphorylation. Gene Ontology annotation, cellular component: cytosol. Gene Ontology annotation, molecular function: protein serine/threonine phosphatase activity.
GUGCCAUGAGUCCUUGAACGCACCGUGCACCGUCCAACAUGGCGGCCCAGCGUCGGAAUUUGAUGCAGAGCCAUCAGAGCUGGACCGAUGACCUCCCCCUGUGUCAGAUGUGCGGGGUCGGCUCAGCACCGAACUGUGUGUACGGUCCUGAUGGGAAAGGAACUCAGAGCCACACUAAUGAGGACGGACACCUCCGGUUCAGAGGCGAGGAUGGCUGCUUCCUGUACGGGGUGUUUAACGGGUAUGACGGCAGCAGAGUAGCCAGCUUCGCCUCCCAGUGUCUGACAGCUGAGCUGUUACUGGGACAGCUCAACUCCAGUCACACAGACAAUGACGUCCGCAGGAUCCUCACACAGGCCUUCGACGUGGUGGAGAAAAGCUACUUUGAGACAAUCGACGACGCUCUGGCUGAGAAAGCUCACUUGUCCAACUACCUCCUCCCACAUAAUGAGAACGUGUCAUUCCACCACUCCUCUCAGAGUCAGAAGGUGCAGGAGCGUCUGAAGGAGCUGGAGCAGGAGGUUUCGGGAGGAGCAACGGCGGUGGUGGCGCUCAUCCUCAACAACAAGCUGUACAUCGCCAACGUCGGUACCAACCGGGCCCUGCUCUGCAAGUCCAGCAGUGAUGGACAGAACCAGGUCCUCCAGAUCGGCCGACCUCACAGCACCGACAAUGAAGACGAGCUGCAGAGACUGGCUGCACUGGGCGUGGAUUCAUCCAGAGUGAAGCAGGCGGGGCAGAUCGCUGGGCAGAGCAGCACCAGGAGGCUCGGGGACUACCGAGUCAAGUUCAACUACAAUGAAAUCGACUUACUCAGCGCGGCCAAGACAAGGCCGAUCAUCCCGGAGCCGGAGAUUCAUGGCAGCCAGUCUUUGGACAGCGUGACAGGCUUCUUGUUGCUGAUGUCAGAAGGUCUCAUCAAUGCCCUUGAGUCUGCCCACGGAGCCGAUCAGGCCAAUCAGGACAUUGUUGCCAUGGUAGCAGCAGAGUUGGCCCAGCAGACCAGUCUUGAAGCAGCGGCUCAGUCCGUGGUGGAGCGCGUCAAACGGCUGCACCACGACGUGUACGUGUCGGGCCGUCAGAGGGCGACUUACUGCUCCCGACACGAGGACAUGACCCUGCUCAUCCGCACGCUCAACUACCCGCUGGCCGACGGAGCGCUGACGCCCACUCAGGGAGGGCGUAUCUACCCGGUGUCAGUGCCCUACUCAAACAGCCAGAGCACCAGUAAAACCAGCGUCACCCUCUCCCUGGUCAUGCCCUCUCAAAGCACCCUCACCAACGGGACCAACACGGCCUCCACGCUGGAGGAAGGAACCCCCACACCGGGCAGUCAGAGCCCCACAGCCACCCUCCAGUCCACCAACACGCAGACGCAGAGCUCCAGCUCCAGCUCGGGGGACGGGAGCCUCUUCCGCCAGAGGGGAAGUCAAGCGGCUCAGCCCGACGAGACGGGCCGGGUCCCGCCUUACGUGGACUUCAGUCAGUUUUACCGCCUGUGGGGGAGUGACCACAAUGACGGCCAGAGCACGCAGGGGGGACUGGGACCACAGUGAGGAGGAUGAGGAAGGGUACUGGGUGCAGGUUUGAAAUGGAUGGACUCCUGGCAGUGAGGACAAAGACUUUGAGAAGAGGGUUUGAAUUAAAGAGAGAAUGCUUUUAAUGUAUCAUAACUGAAAAAGAGGAGACCUAAAGGCGCAUGGGGGACUCAUGGGAGGACGGACUUGGGGGUUUUAAGGUCUUGCUAUGAAAAGGUGGGUGAAGGCAGAAUGCAAAGAACAUCCUUGAAGCACCAUCAUCACGUUAAUCUUCUGAAAGAGAUGCUGGUCAUGAGUGAUUGUGAAUACAUGUAAUCCAGACCGUAGCUGUUAUUGUCACAUGUAACGUUGUGUAUCUGCAAACAGGACUCUCGUAGACUCCAGGGUUUGUAGACUUGUGAAUGAUAACACACUGUAAGGCCUUAUAAUGAAUGAACGGGUUUGAAAGUACUUUUUUUAUUUGUAAUGAAAGUAUAUAUCCAAACGAG